This is a messenger RNA of Aspergillus tanneri, 609 nucleotides long. RefSeq names its product palmitoyltransferase YKT6 (gene YKT6). Gene Ontology annotation, cellular component: membrane; Golgi apparatus. Gene Ontology annotation, biological process: endoplasmic reticulum to Golgi vesicle-mediated transport. Gene Ontology annotation, molecular function: SNAP receptor activity. Bases 1 to 609 code for a protein of 202 amino acids. Lineage: Eukaryota; Fungi; Ascomycota; Eurotiomycetes; Eurotiales; Aspergillaceae. The transcript has 4 exons. The record is from RefSeq and is a predicted model, not a curated record.
AUGAAGAUUCUCUACAUCGGAGUCCUACACAAUGGCCAGCAGCCCGCCGUGGAACUGUGUUCCGAGCGCGAGUUGAGCAGCUACUCGCGUUUUACCCGGAACAGCAUCAGCGAGUUCAUGACCAUGUUCAGCAAGACGGUGGCCGAGCGGACGAAACAGGGCCAGAGACAGGAUAUCGAAGAGCAAGGCAAGUCGUACCAUUUUCCCGAUUUCACAUUCCAUGUUUACGCGCGGACCCAGAACAUCGCCGGAGUCAUCAUCAGCGACAAAGAAUAUCCGUCUCUGGCGGCCCAUCAGAUCUUGUCCAAGACUCUGGACGAGUUCCUUUCCCAACACCCCAACGCAGAGACCUCCCGGAGCCCCGUGAGCUUUCCGCCUCUGAGAAUCUACAUCACGUCGUACCAGGAUCCGCAGGAGGUGGACAGCAUCAUGAAGAUCCAGAAGGAACUGGACGAGACGAAGAUCGUCCUUCACAAGACUAUUGAGAGUGUGCUUGAACGAGGCGAGAAAAUCGACGACCUGGUGUCCAAGAGUGAAGGAUUGAGUGCACAGAGCAAGAUGUUUUAUACCUCCGCUAAGAAGCAGAAUUCAUGCUGCGUUAUCUGCUAG